UUCCAUGUCUCAAACUCCAUCCAGUCCAGAAAUCAAAAGGGCUUUAGAAGAGGGCCCAGCGACUAACAUUGACAAUGAAUCCCCGCCACCUCCCAUGCCCAGCAAUUACUUGAUCUUAUCGAUAUUCGCCUGUUUCUGCCCGGCAUAUCCGAUAAACAUUGUUGCAUUCGUGUUCUCUAUAAUGGCCUUAAACAGCUAUAAUGAUGGGGAUAUCGACGGAUCAAGGAGGUUGGGACGUAAUGCCAUGUAUGUUGCAAUUGCAUCAAUACUCAUUGGUCUAGCGGUUAUUACAACGUAUUGUGUUGUUCAUUUUUCAACGCAUACAGUCUGAAGGCCAAACAAAAGAUCAUGUAUGCAUUAGUCAUGCAUUAGGCUAUUCA
Messenger RNA from Nanorana parkeri, 380 nucleotides. It is a transcript of the gene TMEM233, whose product is annotated as transmembrane protein 233. Lineage: Eukaryota; Metazoa; Chordata; Amphibia; Anura; Dicroglossidae. The transcript has 3 exons. The record is from RefSeq and is a predicted model, not a curated record. Gene Ontology annotation, cellular component: membrane. The coding region runs from base 5 to 331 and encodes 108 amino acids.